UUUGCCAAUGACUUUGACAAUUCUGUCACGGAUCUUGUCACUUGGCACCACCUGAUAAAAAGUGUCGAUAUCAGUUCACCGCAUCCACUCGUUUCCAUUCUUUUGUAAAUGUAAUACAUUCGCGGCAUCGAUGGAUCAGGACAAUCUACGUCAGCGACAAAAGGACCAACCUACCGUUGACGGGCCGUUCUCUGCGAGCGAGAUCACCGCAGAAAUGACGCCGAAAGAGGCGUAUUUCGAGCAGCUUCGCACUUGGGUCAACCAAGCCAACAUGUCCCAAAAUGCGCUCGCCUGCUUCCCGUACUACUUAAUGGCCAACUACCCGCAGCUGUUCCAGAGCCAGGGUUCGAGUGCGGCCGGCAGUGCGACUCAAAUGAAUGGGGGACUCCCUGGCGCAGGGCAAAAUAAUGUCCCCAAUGAAUUGCGCGGCGAACGUCGCUUAGCCGAUUAUUUCGAGAAUCUGCGCCAGGAGGAGAUUAUUAACCAGAACGGAGGGUACGAGUUCGUGAUAGCACCUUUUUGGAAGAGGUUCGUGGCGGAGCUGAUUGAUGUGAUGAUUCUGCUGUUGCUGAAGAUUAUGGUCACCUUCACGGUCGUUGACAUGCUCGACUUAACUGUUGCAAACAAUUUGAACAUGGAAAAACUCAAAAAAGCUAUCGAAAGCAACUACAUUGAAUUCAUUUUCAUGACCUCGGAUUUUCUCAUCUUGGAAAUCAUCACGCGCAUUGGCGUAUGUUUCUACGAAGCUUUGUGGACAAUGACUGGCCAUGUCUACGUAGGUGGAGCCACACCUGGUAAAAUUCUGAUGGGAAUUCGUAUCGUACAUGUUGAAGCCGUGGUUCCUUUGGAACCUGUUCAACCAGGAAUGAAUAUCAAUAACACUGGCAGACCGUUACGUGCCUUACUUUAUCCCGCAAGCAACCUGGGCUUUCGACGUGCGCUUUUCCGUUCGGUCGCAAAAAAUGUCCUAAUGGCGUUACUGUUUCCAAUGUGCUUUAUAAUGUUGUUCUUCAAGAACAAUCGGACGGGAUAUGAUAUUAUGACGAAAACAAUAGUUGUGGAGGAGAAUCAUGCACCGACACUUCGACGACGAUAACUAAGUUAUUGUUAAUAUGUAUGUUAAGACUGCAAGAGAUUUUUUUUUGAUAAUUAUAUCGCUUAGAAGCCAUGCUUUUUUGCCUUUAUGCCAUCCCCAGUUUUGUAUUCCUUGCUCUUUGCAUAUUCAUAGUAUAAUGUGCUAACAAUUUUCGAACAUUCAUUUUUCAGUGUGAAAAGUUUCUCAUUUUUAGGCGUUAAACAUUUCUAUCUCGCUUCAUAGUCAUCUUAAUUUGGUGUUAGUUGCAUACGUUAAUAUUUUUAUCCAACUCCAGUUAAGAAAUGCUGUCUCAUUGUUUAUCAAUUUAUCUGGAACUAUCUGAGUCAUUUGAUGAAAAACGGAAUAGUUCUUAUCACCCAUAUACGGCUUUGUCUUAUUACGUUGCCUUUUCACAUGUUAUUCACUUUGUAAAAGAACGGUCGGAAUGCUAGGUGAUUGUUUUGAGAUAGACUCUUGUAUCGUUACAGCAGAAACAUUUUGGUUAUUGAUAGUUAUUUUUUAAACUGAAAAUACAGAAGGACUCUCCUUAUAAUAAUGCAUGUCCCUGACACGUAUGGGUAAGCGGCAUCAUAUCUCUGUGUUAAUUCUAAUAAAAAAAAUGUGAAACAUAUUUUGUAUAUAUAAUUGUGAUGUUUAUCGAAAAAAAUAAAUCCUUUUUCGAUGUA
This is a messenger RNA of Hermetia illucens (black soldier fly), 1761 nucleotides long. Its product is annotated as protein FAM8A1. The transcript has 3 exons. The coding region runs from base 131 to 1096 and encodes 321 amino acids. NCBI's taxonomy places the organism in Eukaryota, Metazoa, Arthropoda, Insecta, Diptera, Stratiomyidae. The record is from RefSeq and is a predicted model, not a curated record.